UGAGCGGCUCUCAAACUUCAGUGUCGAGCCUGAAAGCGGAGGACGAAGAUCCGACAAAUCAGCCGCAGCAAACGCCGCAAACAGCCGCUUUUACAUCAGAGUUUGGCGCUUUGAGGAUUUAUACUCAGCUCUUGGUGAUUGAUUGUUCAUCUUUUUUUUUCUUUUUUUUUUUUGAAGUUUCCGACUGUCACGUUUUUGGUGUUGGAUCUUUAUCUCCGACCGUCCGUAGGAGUGAUCGUUUUAAAUCACGGGCAAAUAAUUGAACAGUUUCCUUUUUCUGGAGUGAUUUUCUCACACGGGCUGUAACGGGGUCCGGGCUUAAUUUCGCUCCGAUUCGACAUGGGGAAAUAACGGCGGUCUGUCUGUAUUCAGCCCCGUGUGUUUUCUUAUUUCAUUUUAUUUUUCAUGGUCGCUACUGAAAGGCUAAGGAGCUCCGUUUUUUGUCCACAAUAAUGAGCAUGGACGGUUGUCCGCUGAAGGUGGUGAUCUUUCUGUGGUGUCUGCUGGUGAUUUCUGGCUCCAGCUUUGAGAUCGGCUCCUACGACCUGGAGCGAGGCAGACCGGCCAAGUGCGAGCCUAUCUCGAUCCCCAUGUGCGAGGGGAUCGGCUACAACCUGACCCGGAUGCCAAACUUCAUGGACCACGACGACCAGAAAGAGGCUGCCAUCAAGCUUCAGGAGUUUGCCCCGCUUGUGGCAUACGGCUGCGACGUGCACCUCCGCUUCUUCCUCUGCUCCCUCUACGCCCCCAUGUGCACGGACAAAGUGUCGACCUCCAUCCCAGCCUGCAGACCCAUGUGUGAGCAGGCUAGAGAGAGGUGUGCUCCCAUCAUGAAGACCUUCAGCUACACCUGGCCAGACUCACUGGACUGCUCCAAGUUGCCCACCAGAAAUGACCCUAAUGCUCUGUGCAUGGAGGCCCCUGAGAAUGAAACCAGGACUGAGGGAAAGAAAGGCGAAGGUAUGCUUCCGGUGCCCCCUCGCCCCAGGCCACCGGGCGCCAGCGGCGGCCAUGCUCCAGGCAGCGUGGGCUCCUGCGAGAACCCUGACAAGUUCCAGUUUGUGGAGAAGAGCCAGUCCUGUGCUCCACGCUGCUCCCCUGCUGUGGACGUCUUCUGGUCUAGACAGGACAAGGACUUUGCCUUCAUUUGGAUGACUGUCUGGUCCAUCCUGUGCUUCGUCUCCACUGCCUUCACGGUCCUCACCUUCCUCCUGGAGCCUCACCGCUUCCAGUACCCCGAGCGCCCCAUAAUUUUCCUCUCCAUGUGCUACAAUGUCUACUCCGUGGCCUUCAUCAUCCGCUCAGUGGCUGGGGCUGAGAACAUCGCCUGCGACCGCGAGAACGGUGAGCUGUACAUCAUUCAGGAGGGACUGGAGUCCACAGGUUGUACCAUUGUCUUCCUCAUCCUCUACUACUUUGGCAUGGCCUCUUCUAUCUGGUGGGUCAUCCUCACCCUCACCUGGUUCCUGGCUGCAGGGAAGAAGUGGGGCCACGAGGCUAUUGAAGCCCACAGCAACUACUUCCACAUGGCUGCUUGGGGAAUCCCCGCUCUCAAGACUAUCAUCAUCCUGACAAUGAGGAAGGUGGCUGGAGAUGAGCUGACGGGUCUGUGCUAUGUUGGGAGCAUGGACUCGGGGGCACUCACCGGGUUCGUCCUCAUCCCUCUGUCCUGCUACCUGAUUAUCGGCACCUCCUUCAUCCUCACAGGCUUUGUGGCUCUCUUCCACAUCCGCAAGGUGAUGAAGACGGAGGGCACCAACACAGAGAAGCUGGAGAAGCUCAUGGUGAAAAUCGGCAUCUAUUCCAUCCUCUACACGGUGCCAGCCACCUGCGUCAUCGUCUGCUACUUCUACGAGAGGCUCAACAUGGACUACUGGAAGCUGAGGGGGCUGCAGAUGAAGUGCGGUUCUUUUAACGGCCACAGCAGUGACUGCUCACUGCAGGCGUCCGUACCCACGGUGGCUGUGUUCAUGCUGAAGAUCUUUAUGUCGCUGGUGGUUGGCAUCACCAGCGGCGUGUGGGUGUGGAGCUCUAAGACCCUGCAGACCUGGCAGGGCCUGUGCAGCAGGAAGCUGGCGGACAGGACUAGUAGUAGGAAACCCUGCAGUGGCGUCAGCUGCGGCAGCACACACUGUCACUACAAAUCUCCUGCUGUGGUUCUGCACAUGGCCAAGACUGACCUGCACUCAGACAACCCCACACAUGUCUGAGAGGGAACGCGCACACACAUCAACACACACACACACAUGCCCUGUGUAAGGAGCUGCUAAAAGACUUUAUAAGAAGAUGUCGAAUUGAACUGUCAGUUACUUCUUUGCUGCUGCCAAGGGACACACAGGUACAGGCUUCACUAAGAGAAUCUAUCUAUAAACAGUAUUCAGUGCAUAAAGGGAAAUGUUCAGUAUUGUUACCCAUAUGUUCCUAUUCGUAAUGUUCUGUGCAGUAGACAUGCCCAGUGUUGCAAAGCAACAAAAAAAAAAAAAAGGACUGUUAAUGGGAAGGAAUAUGGUAAAUAUCACUCUGUUUUCCUCCUUGAGAGUGGCAUGAAUGACUGUAUAAAUCUGUAUAAAUGUUUUAUUUAUUGUAAAUAUAUUUAAUUUAAAGUUCACCUUGGCUCUUACAGGAUUUGUUGUUUAGAUACAUUUAUUAAAGGCCAAGGGAAAAUUAAGUGCCUUUUAUAAGAGUUUUGGUUCUGGCCGUUUGGAGGACAAUAAAUUUGUGGAAUUCAUGUUCAACCUGA
This is a messenger RNA of Mugil cephalus (flathead mullet), 2740 nucleotides long. It is a transcript of the gene fzd9b, whose product is annotated as frizzled class receptor 9b. Gene Ontology annotation, cellular component: plasma membrane. Gene Ontology annotation, molecular function: Wnt-protein binding; Wnt receptor activity. Lineage: Eukaryota; Metazoa; Chordata; Actinopteri; Mugiliformes; Mugilidae. Bases 453 to 2210 code for a protein of 585 amino acids. Gene Ontology annotation, biological process: canonical Wnt signaling pathway; non-canonical Wnt signaling pathway. The transcript has a single exon. The record is from RefSeq and is a predicted model, not a curated record.